Molecule: messenger RNA, 1459 nt
Organism: Pangasianodon hypophthalmus (striped catfish)
Lineage: Eukaryota; Metazoa; Chordata; Actinopteri; Siluriformes; Pangasiidae
Gene: snapin
Product: SNAP associated protein
Exons: 4
Coding region: 53-442 (129 amino acids)
Biological process (GO): endosome to lysosome transport; lysosome localization; lysosome organization
Cellular component (GO): synaptic vesicle; BLOC-1 complex; BORC complex
Molecular function (GO): SNARE binding
Source: RefSeq, a predicted model, not a curated record
AUCUCGCGAGAUAUCGCGAGAUUUCAUAGACAAGCCACAAGACGCAGGCAAGAUGGCGGCGCUUGCAGUUGUAGAAACUCCGUCAGGAAAAGAUGCCAUUGCAGAAGGGCUGAUGGAUUUGUUAAAACCAGCAGUACAGCAGCUUGAUCUACAUGUGCAUGCAGUGAGGGAGAGUCAAGUGGAGCUCCGAGAGCACAUUGACAACUUGGCAACUGAGCUGUGUAGAAUUAAUGAACACCAGAAAGUCGCCCUGGACUUGGAUCCUUAUGUGAAGAAACUGCUCAAUGCCAGGCGCAGAGUGGUUCUGGUCAAUAACAUCCUACAGAAUGCACAAGAACGCUUACGGAGGUUGAACCAUAACGUGGCGAAGGAGACGGCGCGCCGGAAAACCAUGCUUGAAACCUCCGGAGCGUUUUCCACUCGAUCUCCUAGCAAGCCGUGAUGAGUGGCAGCUCAAGAAAGGACACUGCACAAUGAAGAAACUGUGCACCAUUCCAGGAAAUGUUCCUGUGUAUAAUCAGAGACGCAGUGGACUAUGCACAGGAUUGGCUGAUGCACAGCCCUGAGGCUUGUAUUCACUUCAAGGCAGCCAAAGAGCCUGCUGUGUACCAAGAGCUGUUUUUUUUUUAAUGCGUUUGCACAAGAAAAUCACAAGUUAAUAUGCGUAAUGAUUAAUAUCAGUGAUUGUGAUUAGUGAUUAAUAAUGAUUGCCUUUGAUAUGCACCUGGCUUUAACUUUCUUGAUACAUGUAUGUCACAUAGUACAGCUGUUUGUACUUUCAGAUGCCAAAAAGCAUGCUCGUAUGUAACAGAAUUGGUACGCCAUUAUUCAUCAACUAAGCAGUAGAAAGCUUCCUAACCUCAAGUAAUCAUUUUGUAAACCAAUAGCCAAGGUUACUAGCAAGCUAGCUUACAUUAGGCUGUUUUUUAUAUAAUCAAACAAUUAUGCAGAUAUGCUGGCAAGCUAGCUUACAUUAGGCUAACUACUAUUGUGCUAUUGCGUAAUCCAGUUGUCGUGUUUGCUAGAGAGAGCGAGCUACUUUGCAAAGACUGCAUUGAGUGGAAAUAGAGUACAUUCCUGUUUAUAUUGUUUAGAUAGAGUGCAGACAUCAGCAUGCUGAGUUUUAGGAGCUGUGUGAAACUUUGUCCAGGUGUAAUGAAGCUUGCAAAGCCUACACUUCAUGUGUUCAUUAAUGGUGUUACUAAAACAGCAGCCAUUUUAAGAAAUGUGGAUCUGUACACUGUUACAAACAAUACGUAAGGAAUAAAACACUCAGGGUCGUGCUGUUACUGUUACCCUGCUGAUUUUUCAUAUAAUGGCACAUCCUGAAGUGUUUUUUUCCUCUUAGACCACAGAAAUUUGCCAACAAUUAUUAUUUUUUAUUUAUUAAAGAAUGAGAUGUCUUACUAUUUGUCCUUUUGUAGCUCUGAUUAGUUUCUGUAAAGCAGCUAUAAGCAGU